Messenger RNA from Aspergillus eucalypticola CBS 122712, 510 nucleotides. RefSeq lists its product as uncharacterized. NCBI's taxonomy places the organism in Eukaryota, Fungi, Ascomycota, Eurotiomycetes, Eurotiales, Aspergillaceae. The coding region runs from base 91 to 375 and encodes 94 amino acids. The transcript has a single exon. The record is from RefSeq and is a predicted model, not a curated record.
ACCCUCUACACCAAGCUGAAGAACCGGUUUACGCAUGUAAUCCCCGUAGAUGCUUUGUUAAGCCUCGUCGAUUGAGGAUCGACGCCCUGCAUGACCUUGAACGUGAUAUAUCAAAUGAGAGGCUGUGAAGAACGCCGCGAGAGUCUUUUUAAAGUCCCCCUCAUCCCCUCGUCUUUUCAAGCCUGGGUGUUCUCUUUUCUUUUGAUCUUAUCUGGAAUACUACUACUACCGAUCAUACCAUCUACCACCUUGAAUCUUGGAAUCCCGUCAACAGAAGCUGGGACUUCUUCAUUUGAUGACUGUUGCGUCGUCCGGCUGCGCCGCAUUGAUUCUCCCGCGAAUUGCCUGUUUACGGUCACCGUCGCUCAAGGGUAGUUCCCAGUAACUUGACAGUACAGUCUCUCAGAGUCGCUGAGCACGAACCCCUCACUGUUGCGACAUCUCACACCCAACAGGGCACAAGUAAGUAAUCACAGCUAAAUACCUUGUCAUUUCCUUUGCCCCGGUCUC